This is a messenger RNA of Trichoderma aggressivum f. europaeum, 2934 nucleotides long. RefSeq lists its product as uncharacterized. The transcript has 6 exons. Lineage: Eukaryota; Fungi; Ascomycota; Sordariomycetes; Hypocreales; Hypocreaceae. The record is from RefSeq and is a predicted model, not a curated record. The coding region runs from base 1 to 2934 and encodes 977 amino acids. Gene Ontology annotation, molecular function: epoxide hydrolase activity. Gene Ontology annotation, biological process: epoxide metabolic process.
AUGGAAGAUCAAACUAACGAUAGCGCGGCGGUAGAACCAUUCAUUCUCCAUAUCCCACAGGGAGAGAUCGACGAUUUGAAACAACGCAUUGCUCAAACCAGAUGGGCAGACAAAGAGGUGACCGAUGGGUCAUUCCAGGGUACACCUUUGAGCAUAGCUCAGAAAGUAGCCAAGUACUGGAAAGACGAAUAUGACUGGCGGCGGUUUGAACAGAAUGUCAACCAGUAUCCUCAAUAUACAACAAGGAUUGACAAUUUGAGCAUUCACUUUUUCCACAUUCUCUCGAACGAGCCUAAUGCGAAAGCGAUUCUUCUCACGCAUGGCUGGCCGGGGUCGUUUGUUGAGUUUCUGAAAUGCAUCCCGUUACUCAUCGAUCCUACCUCUAAUGGUGGUCGCUCUGACGAAGCUUUCCACGUCGUUAUCCCCAGUUUACCUGGCUGGGGUUUUACAGAGCCACCGAAAGAAACUGGAUGGAAUAUGGAGCAUACGGCCAAGGCCCUCGUUACCUUGAUGGAACAACGCCUCGGCUAUGAGAAAUGGUUUGCGCAAGGUGGUGAUUACGGGGCCGCAGUAACGACGUUGAUGGCGCAAAUGCGACCCAAGGGUCUUGUGGCCAUUCACUUGAAUCUUCUUUUAUCCAUUCCCAAAACGCUCGAAAAUCCGACAGAUGAAGAGAGCAGAGCAUUGGAAGCAUUCCAUAUUACGCAGAAUGAGAUGAGUGGAUGGAAAUGGAUCUCGAGUACAAGACCACAGACAAUUGCAUACCUUCUCUCCGACUCAGCAAUGGGUCAGGCGAUGUGGAUCUACGACAAAUACCAAGACUGGACUGAUAACUCCGGUGAUCCAGAAGAUGCGCUUACACUUGAUGAAAUGUUGGACAAUAUUAGCGUCCAUUGGUUUUCACGAAGUGCUGGUUCUAUAUCAAGAACAUUUUGGGAGGAUAGACACUUCAACUUUGACUUUGGACCGGUUGAAAUGCCGGUUGCGAUACUCGUGUUUGAGAAGGACAUAUUCAAGCACCCUAAAAAGUGGGCUGAGAAGGGUUACCCAAACAUGAUUCACUUUCACACGGCUGCCUUUGGUACCUCCCAGUACGCUAUCAUCAUGGCCGAUGCCGAGCUGGAAGGCAGUGGCGACGGGUUCCCUAGGAAGAGAAUUUUGGCAGCGUGUGAAGCUUGUCGAGAUAACAAGAUCCGAUGCCGGCCUAGUGAGAAGCCUGGUGUCUGCCGCAACGUAGACCAAAAUUUGGAUCCCAAGGCAGCUUCUCAGCCCGCUGCCGGGUCGUCCAAAAGCUUCAGCAUUGACUUCGCAAUACCAUUAAAGGUGGAGGUGGAAGAGAACUUCAAGUCUCUCCAAGACGCUCAUGCCGACUUCUUCGACAGCCUCAUCUCUCCUGACACCGGAUCUGGCUUCUCUGAAGGCAACGCCACCAUGUAUAGCGUAGACUCAACUCCAACUUCUUCUACAGAUGCCGACCCUACUCCAGAUCUCCACGCCAAGCCGUCCUUUAAUCUUGCCUCUGCGGAAUCUCUAUUGAGUUCAUUUCACUCCAUGUUGUGUCACUUCCCCUGCAUUGUAUUAGACCCCGAUGUUUCAGUUUCCUCGCUGGCGUCGACACAGCCCUUUGUGUUACUGGCGAUUCUUGCUGCGGCGUCUGGGUCGCGAACCAUACAGGGCAAUAGCCUAUAUGACGAAGAAUUUAGGAAAAUCCUGGGCUUGAAGUUCGUUGCCUGUGGAGAUAGAACGGUGGAGAUCCUUCAGGGUAUCCUUAUCUACUGCGCCUGGUACCCGUUCCAUCUCCGGCCAAGGAACAAACAACCCUUUCGCUACAUUCGCAUGGCGGCCGAGGUUAUUCACGAAUUGGAAUUGGACCAAGAGACACCUGUCGAUCUGGUCUACCCCAACGCACUAGCAACGGCCCAGCAGCUGAAUAAAAUCCGCGCAUACCUAGGCUACUUCUAUCUUGCCUCGACACUUCCCGCAGAGUGGCAGGCUCGUGGCAACAAGCCUCCAGUCUUUACGAGUUGGACGGAAAGUUGCUGCAGGAUUCUUGAAGGCAGCACUGCUGACAACGACAUCGUGCUGGCAUAUCUUGUCCGUCUAUCCAGCACGGCUACGGAAGCACUUCGCGCCAUUAAUGAUGAUAAAGGUCACACGCAUCAGCAGAGUCGAUUGGUGUUACUGGGCCUUGAAGCCCAGCUUCGAGACUUGGAGUCCCUCAUACCCCCGCGCAUUGCCUCUACACCCGUAAUCUAUAUGCAAACCUUGUUUGUUUAUUUGUGCCUGCAGGAUGGCGUUCUUCUUAGAUUGCCACGCCUUUCUCUACACUUGAUCAAAGGACGUCCGCCGCUACCCCCAGAAGCAUCCCAGCUGUAUUCCAGCGUAGAUAACAUACAAAAGCUGCUUGGCUAUAUUUUGAGCCUCGAUGAAACAACCAUGGCCAAGUUCUCCACAGCCGAUUGGUGCAGAUUUAUUUCCGGUGUAAUUCUCGGUAUACGAUUGUCACUCGCGAUACCUGAAUGUCCCGACUUCGACACCUCCUGGGUGCGCUCUCGUUUGCGAUUUGAGGAAAUUCUGGAACGACUAUGCAAAGACACGGAUCCUAUAGCAAGCGCGAAGCCAAAGGUUGACGUCCUCUCCGCAAUGCGGACUAUCAUGAGAAUUGUCAGGGAUAAGUAUGUCCAAAGGCUUUCCAUCUUGGAAAAUGGGCCGCAAAUGGCACAUCAAAAGUUAAGUCUUGGAUGCCCCAUGCUCGACGGAAGCAUGGACGAGCAGUUGAAGCUUUGGCAGUCGGUAAUAGAUACGGAUAUCUCUACCGCGUCACUGCCGGGAGAUAUAGCAACUUCAUUGAGUUCUGACGACGAGAUGAUACUUAGGGAUCUCUGGGCAACGACGGCGGGGUGGGCUAAUGGGGAUGCGCUGCCAGAGUGGUAG